CGGGCGGGUGCAGAGCUCGGAGGCGGCAGGGGAUCGCGGCCAUGGCCCGGGCCGGCCCCGCCGGCGCGCCCGCCGCCCGCUGGAAAGGCCACAUUGUGCGGCAGCUGCGGCAGCGGGACCGCACGCAGAAGGCGUUCUUCCUGGAGCUGGUGCCCGCCUAUAACCGUCUCCUGGAGAAGGCCGAGCUGCUGGCCACGCUGUCUGAGAAGCUGCAGCCAGAACCAGGCGAUGUCAGCCCCGCCGCCUCCCCGAGCCCCUGGGAGGAGGAGUCAGGGCGUGGCUCGGAGCAGGCGCCAACCCCAGCUGCUCUGAGGGAGAAGUGGCAGCAGGAGGAGGAGGGGCUCCGGCUGGUCUGUGGCGAGAUGGCCUACCAGGUGGUGGAGAAGAGCGCAGCCCUGGGCACCCUGGAGGCGGAGCUGGAGGAGCGGCAGAGCAGGCUGGCGGCCCUGGAGGCCCGCGUGGCGCAGUUGCAGGAGGCGCGGGCGCAGAAGGAAGCGCAGGUGGAAGAUCAGCGCGCACGGAACGCGGCGCAGCGGGCGGCCUACGAGGAGCUGCGCGCGCACGCCGGGCUCCAGGAGGUGGCGCUGCGCAGGCUGCAGGAGGAGGCGCGCGACCUGCUGGAGCGGCUCGUGCAGCGCAAGGCGCGCGCCGCCGCCGAGCGCAACCUGCGCAACGAGCGGCGAGAGCGGGCCAACCAGGCGCGGGUGUCGCAGGAGCUGAAGAAGGCUGCCAAGCGGGCUGUGAGCAUCAGCGAGAGCCCGCCCCCACGAGAUGUGAUCAGGGAGGGGACUGAGACUGUGGCCCUGGCCUCGGGACCCGAGUCCCUGGAGAGUGAGGCUUGUGAGAAGUGGAAGAGGCCCUUCAGGUCUGCCUCAGCCACCUCCCUGACGCUGUCCCGCUGUGUGGAUGUGGUGAAGGGGCUUCUGGAUUUCAAGAAGAGGAGAGGCCACUCGGUUGGCGGAGCGCCCGAGCAGCGGUACCACAGCAUCCCCGUGUGUGUGGCCGCUCGAGUUCCUACCUGGGCUCAGGAUGCGCUGGACGCCCACCUCUCUGAGGUCAACGCUGUGUGUUUUGGCCCCAACAGCAGCCUCCUGGCCACUGGAGGGGCAGACCACCUUAUCCACCUGUGGAAUGUUGUGGGAGGUCGCCUGGAGGCCAACCAGACCCUGGAGGGAGCUGGCAGUAUCACCAGUGUGGACUUCGACCCCUCGGGCUCCCAGGUUUUGGCAGCAACUUACAACCAGGCUGCUCAGCUCUGGAAGGUGGGGGAGGCGCAAUCCAAGGAGACGUUGUCUGGACACAAGGACAAGGUCACAGCUGCCAAGUUCAAGCUGACAAGACACCAGGCAGUGACCGGGAGCCGAGACCGGACGGUGAAGGAAUGGGACCUCGGCCGCGCCUACUGCGCCAGGACCAUCAAUGUCCUUUCCUACUGUAACGACGUGGUGUGCGGAGACCACAUCAUCAUUAGUGGCCACAACGACCAGAAGAUCCGCUUCUGGGACAGCAGGGGGCCCCGCUGCACGCAGAUCAUCCCUGUGCAGGACCGGGUCACCUCCCUGAGCCUCAGCCAUGACCAGCUGCAUCUGCUCAGCUGUUCCCGCGAUGACACACUCAAGGUCAUCGACCUGCGUGCCAGCAAUGUCCGCCAGGUGUUCAGGGCCGAGGGCUUCAAGUGUGGCUCCGACUGGACCAAAGCCGUGUUCAGCCCGGACAGGAGCUACGCGCUGGCAGGCUCCUGGGACGGAGCUCUGUAUAUCUGGGAUGUGGACACUGGGAAACUGGAGAGUCGCCUUCGAGGACCCCACGGUGCUGCUGUUAAUGCCGUGGCCUGGUGCUACUCUGGGAGCCACGUGGUGAGCGUGGACCAGGGCAGGAAGGUGGUGCUCUGGCACUAGGGCACCACUUCCCCUGCCUGGGCCGGAGCUCUGGUGUGAAGCCCAAAGCCGAGAACGCUUCCCUCUGCUCCGGGUCCAGCGGCAGUGCUGGAGGCCUGACGUCAGUGCGGAAGGAGGCCUGGCGGGUCCUGGCCUGUUUGUUUAAAAUCGGGUGGGUUGGGAGGAUUUUUUAAAAACUCUUAAGUCUCCCAAAAGUGGGGGGAAAAAAAAAAAAACAAAAAGCAAAGCACCUAAACUGUG
Lepus europaeus (European hare) is the source of this 2138-nucleotide messenger RNA. RefSeq names its product autophagy related 16 like 2 (gene ATG16L2). Lineage: Eukaryota; Metazoa; Chordata; Mammalia; Lagomorpha; Leporidae. Gene Ontology annotation, cellular component: autophagosome membrane. Gene Ontology annotation, biological process: negative stranded viral RNA replication; autophagosome assembly. The coding region runs from base 42 to 1898 and encodes 618 amino acids. Gene Ontology annotation, molecular function: protein binding. The record is from RefSeq and is a predicted model, not a curated record. The transcript has 18 exons.